Drosophila subobscura is the source of this 2695-nucleotide messenger RNA. RefSeq names its product GATA zinc finger domain-containing protein 10-like. The coding region runs from base 68 to 2695 and encodes 875 amino acids. The record is from RefSeq and is a predicted model, not a curated record. The transcript is spliced from 2 exons. NCBI's taxonomy places the organism in Eukaryota, Metazoa, Arthropoda, Insecta, Diptera, Drosophilidae.
AGUCACCUCCUCACAUACUGAAACAUACUCGAAUCGCGUGAAACAUCAACAAAUUCCCACCCGAUCUAUGCAUAAGCGAGCCUUCACAUAUUGCUCGGACUUUAAUACGAAAUUCUACGAGUCCAGGAGUGGGAAGAUAAAACCAAUUGGCUCAUUCCUACAGCAACCAGACAUGCCUCAACGGACAAGCCACAGCAAUGGCUCAAUGGUAGGUGAGGGGAUGUCACCACAGGACAAGCACAAGGUUCGCGGAAUGGCCCGGCAGAUGUUGACUCAAACCGAUCUGGAGAAUCUACAAUGGCCACAGAAGAAAUAUCCAAAUCAGCAGCAGAUGCACUAUAUCAAGGAGCAGGAUCGAGUGUGCUCGCAGAGACCCGGAAUUGGCUUGCAGCGUGGCUAUCAGCAAGGCGAAUAUCAUUCACAACAGCAGCAACAGAACUUUAACCAGAACCCUGGCAUGCAGCAGCAGACGUAUCAGAAUCAUCAACAGCAGCAGCAGCCACAGUACUUGGAUCAGAAAUACCAGUGUCCUCCCAUGGUGCAGCAGCAGCCACAUCCGCAGUAUCUUCAGACUUCGUAUCAGAAUCAUCCUCAAGAGCAAUCGCAGCAUUAUCACAGCCAGAUGAAAGCAUCUCCAGUCAGAGCUGGCACAAAUGAGUACUCCCACGCAGCCUUUGGCCAACCUUCGGCGGAGGAGAACUUCGAAGAUAAUUUCAGUGGAUCUGAUGAGAACACAUCGUACAACAAGUAUCUGCAAUUUAUGCCUGAACAUAAUUCGUAUCGGACUCAACCCAAGCAGCAAUAUGGACAAGAUUUGUAUCACAAUUCGCCUCAGCGUUGUACCACAACUAAAGACCUCUCAGUGCAGCGAACUCAUCAGCACAACCUGCCCCUGUCCUAUAAUAACAUAACCGACAUGGGUAUCGAUGAAUUUAUUAGGGAAGUAGAAAGAAAUACGACAGGCGAGCACAUGGAAUAUGCCACCAAAGGGCCGAACUCUCGUCCAGAGUCAUGUGAAAAUUUUCUGAAUGAGUUCGGGAGGCCUGCAAAACAGCAGCCCGAACCUAUGCCUCAAACAUAUUCCUCGAAUACGUCUCAAAAGCAGACUCAACGUAGUCCAAGCCAAUACAGUGUUCCCCGUGUGCAGGAGGGUUGGGCCCGAGAGAAUGCUGGGGAGCUUCAAGCUGAGCGCGCAGCGGAGAAGAAUUUCGAAGCAGAACCUCCCUCCGGUUCAGGCUGCCACAUGGUCAACAAAAAGUUUUGCAAUAAGUGCAUGUUGUCUAGUGGCGAGAGCAGCUCCGCGGCAUCGACUGUGAUCAGUGUGAAGAGCGGCGACGAUCUGCGAUCCAUGGUACGGGACGAGUUGCGUUGCUUGGCCCGCGACAGGAUUGAAUUGCAAUCGGUGUAUGGAAAACUGCCUGAGAGUGUGGUGUGGCAGGUGAAGGAAUAUUUAUGCGGAAGGUCAAAAGCUGUUGAAGAGAAGAAUGCGGCCAAAGAUAAUGCCAUGGAUAUCAAGCAGCAGGAGUCAUAUCAAAGCCAGAAUAAAGCAUUGACAAUCAAAGGCAUUUCCAAAGCUAAAGAAGUCCACAAAACCAUGGAGUAUGCCCCCCUGCAUACAUCGAACCAGGCACAGUAUCAGGAGCAGCCACAGGAGCCGCAUCGGCAGCAUUCGCAUCUUCACUUCCAGCUGGAGGUACAAAAGAAUCCUCAGCAGAAGCAAACAUUUUCGCAGAGCGCAGCCUUUACUCAGUUCUCCCGCUUGAGCGAUGCGAACGAGAAUGAUUCCUAUGAUUCGGCCAGAGAUAAUGCCCAGAAUGUCAAGCAGCAGCAGUUAAGUCAAAGCCAGAAUAAAGCAUCGCCUAGCAAAGGCUCAACGUGUUUCCCGUGUUGUCCAACGCACAAGUUUAUGGAUUAUGCGCCUCAACAGGAUACGACACUGAGUCGUACUCGACAAACGUAUCAGGAGCAGCCACAGCCACUGCAACAUUCCCCUCCUAACUUGCAGUUGGAAUCACAAACAAAUUCGCCUGAAGAUAAUUCUGAUCAAUAUAUUUUUAAAGACGCUAAGAAGCCAACCCCAACCCGCAAGUGCAUGGAUUGCGAACAAGGGAAAGGCUGCCAAAAGGACAAAUACAAACCAAAACAGGAGCUAUCCGUUGACGAGCAGGAUAGAUGUUCCACGGCCAGUGGCAUCACUAUAUCGACUACGAUCAGUGCAAAGACCGGCGAGGAGCUGCGGUCCAUGGUCCGAGACGAGUUGGAACUGCUAUCGGUGCGCGGUGAACAAGCCUCGAGGUGCAAUCAACUCUCAGCAACUGUUAGUGCCACUCCAAUCAAGAGCCUGGGAGAGCCUGUCUCCACACGUUCAGUCUCUAGUUCGCGCACAGAUGACACCCAAACAGGGCCCAAACAGAAUUUAGCCAUAGUUAAUGCGCCUCUUAGCAAGGAUAAGGAGUCCACCACGGAUUCAUCUAUGGGUUCGACAACAGGCCAAAACCAUAGCAUGAAGUGCUGUGUGAGCGUAGAUGAUUUAGUCAACUGCAAAGUCAUCACGCCCAUGAUCAUGAAGAUACACAACAAGUAUAUGACCCUCAUGCAGGAUGAGAUGCAUCUGAUGCAGUAUCUGGAGAAGGUGCCACACCUUGUCGGUCAGAUUUACAAGGACAACGUCGAAAAGGACCAGAGGAGAGCCUAA